Molecule: messenger RNA, 4272 nt
Organism: Magnolia sinica
Lineage: Eukaryota; Viridiplantae; Streptophyta; Magnoliopsida; Magnoliales; Magnoliaceae
Product: probable disease resistance protein At4g27220
Exons: 6
Coding region: 849-3746 (965 amino acids)
Molecular function (GO): ADP binding
Source: RefSeq, a predicted model, not a curated record
UAGUAGUUUCUCCUCCUUCCUGUCCUCAGCUCUAAUUUCAGGUGAGUUUACUCACUUUUCUUACUGGUUUCUCCUCCUUCCUCUCCUCAGCUCUAAUUUCAAGCGAUUUCCUUCCUCUUUUCUCAGCAGUUUCUCUUUCUUCCUCUCCUUUGCUCUAAUUUCAAGUGAUUAAUUUACUUUCUCUUUUCUCAGCAGUUUCUCUACCUUCCUCUCCUCAGCUUCUUAAAAGUGAUUUGAUCUAAUUUCAAGUGAUUUACUCUCUCUUUUCUCGGCAGUUUCUCUGCGCGCCUUCCUCUCCUCAUCUUCUUAAAAGUGAAGUAACAUCCAUAGAUUUUUCACAGCACCACUUCCACCAGUACCUUUGUUUCAUUCCUCUGCAAUCUUUUAAAAAAACAAAACACUAUAUCUGCCCAUCCAUCCAUCUACCACACCCUUCUCCUAAGUUUGUCUAUAUAGGCUUUCUUCAUCUGCUCAUUUGAGAUAGCUCUGAAAAAGAACUUUUUCCUUUCAAAUACAGCAUCGACCGUCCAACAGUACUCAAUAGCAAUGAUUAAAAGCUCAUUUUCCCUCCCAAGGCCACAUGCUGAGGUGUACAAUUUGAACUGUCCAUAUUCUAGCCAGGAGCAACCAACUAUUGGUCCAUAAUCAAGCUUGAAAACCUUCUACUUCUACUUCAAAGACACGGCAUCGGCAUCAGCGAUCCAACAAUAUUUGAUAGCAACAAUCAAAAGCUUCUGAAAAGUGAAGUCAUAUAAACGGAGAUUUCACAGCAUUACUUUCAACGGUGCCUUCAUUUCAUUCCUCUGCUACUUUCAAAAGUACCGUUAUCUCGCAUCCAUCCAUCUAGAAUGGACUUGUUGGGUCCAAUUGUGGAAAUCAUUCUCUUCUUCUGGGAUCCUAUUUCUCGGCACAUCGGUUAUUUCAAAGACCUCAACAACAAUGUAGAGACUCUGAAGAGGAAAACGAAAAAGCUAAAACGCAAGCACGAUGAAAUUCAAGCAGAAGUCGACGAUGCUAUACCAGUCGGAAAGAGACAGAAAGCCCUUGUGGAGAAUUGGCUCACGGAAUUCAGAAAUACCGAAAACCAAGUUGAUUCAAUAAGAUUGGAGCUGGCACUAAGGAGAAUAUGCACCGGUCACUCGUCUCGUUAUACAUUGGGAAAAAGGGUCGUCGAAAAGCUCGAAGACAUCAAAAAGCUCAACAAAAAACUCAAAGUAAAAGGGGUCUUCCAUGAGGUGGCUGAGAGCAGCCGACAUCCAAGGGUGUUGGAAAAGCAAACAUCACUACCACGAGGACAACAAAGCACGUCUGAGCGAACCUUGGAGGAGAUAUGGCAAUGCUUAAACGAGGAAGAGAAUGGAAUCAUAGGUAUUUGUGGGAUGGGUGGAAUAGGAAAAACCACUCUCAUGAAAGAAAUAAACAAUAGGUGCACCAAAACCCGUAACUUCGAUGUCGUGAUUUGGAUAACUGUGUCCAAGGAUCUCAACUUGGGAUUAAUCCAAGAGGAGAUUGGAAACAGAUUGGGUAUGAAAUUCGAUGGAAAUGAAGAGAAGGGGGAUAAGUUGUUCGCUUGGUUGAAGAAUCUUAGGUAUCUGCUCAUCUUAGAUGAUCUAUGGGAAACAUUUAGCUUGACUCAAGUUGGAAUUCCAAAACCAGACAAGCAAAACAGAUGCAAGAUCGCGAUAACAUCCCGAUCCGUCACAGUGUGCAAUGCAAUGGGGGCUGAUAAGUCUAUUAAAGUCAGAGCUCUUACGCCUGAGGAAGCGUGGAAUUUGUUCUGUGAAAGAUGUGGGGAUGUAGUUCUGUCAUCAGAGAUUCGACCAGUAGCUGAGGAGGUUGCAAAGGAGUGCAGCGGAUUACCACUUGCGAUUAAGACAGUGGGAGGGGCCAUGCAUGGCAAGGAUAAGAAAGAGGUAUGGAGGAAUGCAUUGAGGGCAUUGAAAGGAGCAUCACCUGAGGUUCCAGGUAUGGAGCGUCAAGUGUUUCUUCCUUUGAAACUUAGUUAUGAUAGCCUAGAAAAUGAUAAUAUCAAAUCAUGUUUCCUCUAUUGUUCAUUGUUUCCGGAAGAUCAUCUUAUACCGAUAGAUGAGCUAGUAAGAUACUGGGCAAUGGAGGAAGGAUUCAUAGAAAAUGUGAAUAACUUGGAAGAAGCUUCAAACAAGGGGCAUGACAUCCUUGAAAGAAUCAAGGACGCAUGCCUCUUGGAGAAAGGGUCUCAUGGAAAUAAAUACGUUAGGAUGCAUGAUUUGCUCCGUGACUUGGCUAUAUGGAUCACUUCACCAUCAUCGUCCAUUGAAGGCUCAAAAUUCCUUGUGAAAGCCGGGGAGGGACUAGUGCAGCCACCAGAAGAGAAAAUGUGGAGAGGGGUUGUAAGGAUUUCAUUGAUAAGCAGCAAGAUAAAACAUAUCCAAAUUACGCCAGAUUGUCCUAACUUGAUCUCCUUGUUCCUCAAUCAAAACAAUCAAUUAUGUACUAUUCACAGUAAUUUUUUCGAGCUCAUGCCAAAACUACAGAUCCUUGAUCUAAGCACUACUUGCAUUGAAUCUCUCCCGAUGUCAUUAUUGCAAUUGGUGAAUCUACGUGUGCUCAUUCUAAGAUACUGCAUAGAUCUAGUGGAGGUGCCGCCAUUGGGAAAUCUGAAGGAACUCCAACUUCUUGAUCUCUCAAAUUCUGGCCUCAAAAACUUCCCUCAAGGCAUUGCAAGCUUGGUUAAACUCAAGAGGUUGGAUAUAUCAUGGACUUCAUUCACUCCAAUUCCCUACACUAUGAUAUACGGGCUACCUAGUCUGGAGGAACUAAGAACAAUGGGGAGGAAUGGACACGUGGACCGAGCUACUUUCAGUGAGGCUGUGAACAUGAAACGCCUGAGAUCUUUAAGUAUCAGUGUGUCCAAUCUUAAUGGCUUCAUCGCACAUGAUAUGUUCCAUCAAUGGUUUUCGGGCUUGACAAGUUUCCAUGUUAUGGUUAACUAUACACCUUUCGUGCCUGUUUCUAAUAAGCAUAUAAGCAUUGGUGAAUGUGACAAAAUACCCUGCGGGAUUGAGGGGUUGAUAAAACAUGCAUUCUCUUUAGACUUGUAUGAAAGCAUAGGUUUAACAAGUCUUUCUAAGUUCCAAGGCGAUUUAAAGAGCUUAAGACAUCUUCGAGUCAGUGAAUGCAGUGGAGUGGAAUGCAUUAUAGACUGGAGAGAGGUUGGAGAUGAUGCAUUCCAAUGUUUACAGAGUUUGGAUCUCCAAAUUUUGCCAAACUUGGAGAAGGUAUUCGAUGGUGGAGUGCCUCCUCCGCUGAACGCAAGCCUGCAAAACCUCAGAAGAAUAUGGGUUUCUCAUUGUGAAAAGUUAAGGAGUCUCUUCUCUUCUAGUAUGGUAGAGCAACUACAUCAGUUAGAGGAGCUUACCAUAUCGGAAUGUUUCCAAAUGAAAGAGAUUAUAGAAGGAGACGAGCUGCCCCAUAAUUCAUUCCCAAAAUUACGCUUCCUAAUUUUGGAUGACUUACCAAAAUUAGAAAGCAUAUGUAGCCAGCGAUUUAUGUUUUUAUCUUUGGAAGAGAUGGAAGUAAUUUCCUGUCCUAAGUUGAAGAAGCUCCACCUCUUCUGCUCAAGCAUCCAUCAAAUAAAAGGAAAAAUAGAAGGCAAGAGAGAAUGGUGGGAAAGAUUAGAGUGGGAAGACGAGAAUGCCAAGUCCCUCUGCUCCACAAUUUACAAAGAAGCUUCCUCAGAAGUAGAAGAGGAAGAUUCUUCUGAAUAACAAUCAUCAUUAAGCUCUAAAAUCUCUCGAGAUAUUCCAAUGCCGACAAAUUGGUGAGAAGAGAGAUUUGCUGGAUAAUAUCGCGAGGAGAACAUGAAGCUCCAAAGUCUCCUGAGAUAUUCCCAUGUUGGGAAAUUGAUCUCUUAUUACUGUAUGAAUUAUUGCCUUUACAAGCAAUCGUAGACGUGGAUUGCAUGGUGUCGUAAUGGAGAUUGAACACCCAUCUUCUUAGGGCCAAAGAAGUUUUCUAUCAAGCUGAUAUCUGUAUUUUCCGUUCAUCCAGGUCUGUGUGACCUUAUGAGAAGUUUGGAUGGAAAAUAAACAUCAUGGUGGAACCUAGGAAGAUUUCAAUGGUAGAUAUCAUUGUUCCACUGCUUUUGUGGUGUGAUUCACUUGGGCUUUGGAUCUACCUCAUUUUCAUGCUCAUGCCCUAAAAUGAUCUCUAGAAAUGAAUAGACGGUGUGGAUGCAAUAUAUACAUUAUUUUGGGUUCACACAACAUUGCCACCUAACAUGCCAGGGAGGUA